This is a messenger RNA of Liolophura sinensis, 1042 nucleotides long. RefSeq names its product transmembrane protein 106B-like. Bases 128 to 922 code for a protein of 264 amino acids. The transcript is spliced from 6 exons. Lineage: Eukaryota; Metazoa; Mollusca; Polyplacophora; Chitonida; Chitonidae. The record is from RefSeq and is a predicted model, not a curated record.
CCGUGUUGAAUUUGACAGGGUCACGAGUUUUAGAUUAAGGUGACGCAGUAUGCAUUGGAGUUGUUUUGCAAAAGCCAGUCUUGCUGUUAGGUGAUCUUUAGUAAGAGUAUUUUUUAAUCGUUAAACCAUGGAAGGAUCGAACUCAGCUUUAGAGAGUGAAAGUUUGAAACAUCAGCGUACAAGGAACGAUUACGGCAGCACGUCGGCCGUACUGCAGGGUUCAGUGAACGGAAGAGCGAAUUUUGCCACACAAGGAUCGCCGGACCUUGUGUCUAACAGCAGCGGCUAUGAGGAGUUUUUCCGUGGUAGUGUACCGUGCCCUUCCUGCCGAGGGCUUGGUCGGAUCAGGAAAGAAGAUGAACGUGGGCUGGUAGCAAUCAUUCCCAUGAAGGAUGAGCGUUUAAAGCCACGGCGCACGUACCUGUAUGUGCUCAUCGCUGUCAUCGUAUCAAUACUUGUGGCUGGGCUAAUCCUCUUCUUCAUGUUCCCGCGGAGCGUGGUUGCCCUUAGCAAGCAGCCAUACCUGGAGCCUAACUACCUGCACAUCAAUGUUACAAUGGGUAUUGUCAACUUUACAGUAACUAAUCGUUAUAACUUCAGUAAUUCCAAUUAUUUUCCUGUAACAAUAACUGGAAUCCAGUCAUCGGUAAUGUAUGACAUGAAAGUUUUAACUACGGGGAAAAACAACACACAGCUGAGGAUACCGAUGAGAAGCACUAAAGAACAGACCGUGAAUUUAGACAUCCUGCUCCAGGGAGAUGAGGCAUAUUUGGCGACUUACUGUGCAGAUCACAGAAAAUGGGUGCAUGAUCUGUUUAUGCAGUUUGAACUGACAGCCAACUACAGUUACCUCGGACGGACUGAACAGACUACUCUAACAACUUAUCAACACGUCAGCUGUGGCAACAGCACAUCAGUGUGACCCCGCAAGUAAACUUACAUCAUCACGAAGACAAAUCAAAUCCUCUUCCAUACAUGACACACCUCUCUGUCAAGACAACGCUGUUGUUGAGAAUUGUUUCUCAUGUGCAGCAGAACCAUU